Molecule: messenger RNA, 877 nt
Organism: Sinocyclocheilus grahami
Lineage: Eukaryota; Metazoa; Chordata; Actinopteri; Cypriniformes; Cyprinidae
Product: parathyroid hormone 2 receptor-like
Exons: 7
Biological process (GO): cell surface receptor signaling pathway; adenylate cyclase-modulating G protein-coupled receptor signaling pathway
Cellular component (GO): plasma membrane
Molecular function (GO): parathyroid hormone receptor activity; peptide hormone binding; G protein-coupled peptide receptor activity
Source: RefSeq, a predicted model, not a curated record
CUGAACUUCAUCCUGUUUGUGAAUAUUGUGAGGGUUCUCGCCACCAAGAUCCGCGAGACCAACGCAGGUGUUCCCGCUGUUUUUGUUGCAGCUUGGGCAGUUGUCAGGGCAAUGCUGGCAGAUGCAAGAUGCUGGGAGCUGAGUGCAGGAAACAUCAAAUGGAUCUACCAGGUCCCCAUUCUGACAGCCAUUGGGCUGAACUUCAUCCUGUUUGUGAAUAUUGUGAGGGUUCUCGCCACCAAGAUCCGCGAGACCAACGCAGGCAGAUAUGACACACGGAAACAGUACAGGAAGCUUGCUAAAUCCACGCUUGUGUUGGUGUUUGUGUUUGGAGUGCACUACAUUGUGUUUGUUGGGAUGCCGCACACAUUCGAAGGUCUUGGCUGGGAGGUGCGGAUGUAUUGUGAGCUGUUCUUCAAUUCUUUCCAGGGCUUCUUUGUGUCUAUCAUCUACUGCUACUGUAAUGGAGAGGUCCAGACUGAGAUCAAGAAAACAUGGACACGGUGGAACCUAGCGUUUGAUUGGAAGGGCCCAGUGGUGUGCGGGAGCUACCGCUAUGGCUCUGUGUUGACGGGCCUUAACAACAGCACCAGCAGUCAGUCCCAGCUGGCUACCGGUGGCCCGGGCACCCGCUCCCCCUCGUUCUUCUCCAGCCGAGUCUACCGCAGCAGUGGGGGGCCAACUAUCAGUGCCCAUGCCACAUUGCCAGGCUAUGUGCUCAAUUCGGACGCUGACAGCUUGCCACCAUCCAUACCCGAGGAGCCAGAGGACAGUGCAAAGCAGGUCGAUGACAUCCUGCUAAAGGAGUCCCUGCCCACGAGGUCCAGCAGCGGCCUGGAGGAUGACGAGGAAACUCUGUAGAUAAUGGCGCGGUGAU